Messenger RNA from Microstroma glucosiphilum, 1329 nucleotides. Its product is annotated as DUF1771-domain-containing protein. The transcript has 4 exons. Bases 171 to 1205 code for a protein of 344 amino acids. The record is from RefSeq and is a predicted model, not a curated record. NCBI's taxonomy places the organism in Eukaryota, Fungi, Basidiomycota, Exobasidiomycetes, Microstromatales, Microstromataceae.
CUCCAUUUUGCCUGCCUCUUCCAGGUCACCUUGUCUGAAGCAUAGCAUCUUCAUCGCUCCAUCUAUUCGUCCCCUGCAAAGCGAAGAUAUUGUUUGUUCGACUGGACGCUGGCAUAUCCGACGCAUCUCAUCCCUUCCGACAAGUCUCUGACAGAGCAAGGCAUAGAAAGAUGGACGACGCAAUCCGCUUCCUCAAGGCGCACAAGAGCCAGAUCAUCAAAUACGGCAAAAAGGCCCUUGCCUUUUGGAAGAAGCGGCAGUCGCAGAAUUCUACCUCGGGAGGAUAUGCGGGAGCUGCAAGUGGAGGAGCAGCAGGAGGAUACAAUAAUGCAUCUGGAGGUCAGUACGGAAAUGCUGCUGGAGGAGGGUAUGGAGGACAGGGCCAAGGGCAAGGUGGCUACCCAACUCAGCAGCAGGGAGGAGGAGGAGGAUACAACAAUUACAGUGGGCAACAGGGAGGUGCUUAUGGCGGAGCGCAAGGCGGAUAUGCUGGUGCAGCUGGAGGGUACGGAGGUCAACAAUCUCAGGGCGACUACGGUUACAACCAGCCUCCACCACAAGGACAGUACAGUCAUCCUGGCCAGUCUUACGGUGGGCAAAGUGGACUAAAACCCACUCAUCCCAACUACAACGAUAAUGCUGUGAACUCCAAGAACCAGAGGUACAUGCAACUACGAUCGGAUGCACGUCGCGAGGGAGAUUUGAUGGCCAAGUGCUUUGACCAAUCUCACUCUGCAUACUCGAGUGGUGAUGGAGGUAGGGCGAAGCAGCUCAGUAACGAGGGUCAUCAGCACAAGGCGAGGAUGGAGCAGCUGAACAAGGAGGCCUCUGACUGGAUCUAUGCGGCCAACAAUGAGGACUCCGGUGCCGACGAGGUUGAUCUGCACGGCAUGUACACAGCCGAAGCCAUCACCCGCACAGAGCAGGAGAUUGCCCAGCGUCAAGCACGAGGCGACUCUUCUGUCCGCAUCAUCGUGGGCAAGGGUGUGCACUCCAAGGACCACGUUGCAAAGAUCAAGCCUGCAAUUGAGGACCUAAUGCGCAAGUACAAUCUGCAGGCUCAUCUGGACCCUCAUAACGCUGGAGUGCUGGUGGUGGAUCUGACGGGCAAGGGAGGUGGACAUUUCAGUAGGGAUGUGGGAGGUAUGACAAGGGGAUUGGCCCAAGAGGCAAGCGGGGAUGAGAACCAAUGUAUCGUCAUGUGAGGAACGACGUGAUUCGAAGAGGCGAGUCAGACCAGUUGCGAUUAUGUCUUGGUCUCGACAUGCCUUGUUGGAUUUCCCUUGCUGUGCAACCUUUUUCUUGUUAUACCAAAGGCAUAUCCCAUCU